UAACAAGUAUAAUGGCAAGACUCAUCAUUGCCAACAAUGAGGCGCCAAGCGAGGCUGAUAGGAUAAGGAGUCUUCGAGCUUUCCACAUACGUCAGGGGGAUAACCUAUUUGCCAUGCCGGAGGAACAGUUCUUAAACAUGUUCAGAAUGUCUAAGGCAGCAGUAGUCACCGUCUUGGAGGAACUGAGCUACACUUCACUUGCAAAUAUUGACUUUCCGCUUCACCUGCAGCUACUGAGUACACUUGCGUACUACGCUACGGGCAAAGCUUACGACACUAUGGUCAUCUUAGGAGCCACUAGAAGGAGCGCUAAGCUGUGUAUUAUCAGGGUCUCCAAAGCCUUGAGCACCUCUCUCUGGGAGAGAUACCUAAACUUCCCGGAUAAUCAACAGAUAGUCAACUUCAAAAGGGACUUCAGAAGCGUAGCAGAGAUAAGCGAAUUGAUCGGAUGUAUGAAUAGCAUGGAGGUAGCUGUGAAGCGUAAUAUCGGUACUGAAGUCGGCUUUACACGGUUGGAUUAUGGCCGCCAGUUCAUGAAGGUGCUAAUUGUGUGUGGCCCACAUCUCCAGGUUACCCACAUUAUAGUUCAGAACUCAUGUACGGACACCGAUUGGGAAAUAUUCAGAGAGAGUACGCUUUGCAGUGCUCUGGAGUAUGGGACGUACGACAGCAGUUUGUUGUUAGUGGACAGCUCCUACCCGUCUCAACCAUACUUUCAGCGACCUCAUGAUAAUCCGGUUACCUUGGCUCAAGACAUGUUCAACUUAUCUCAUUAUGUCACACACCAAAUAACUAAUGAAGUGUUCAGUUUACUAAAACGUAGGUUUCCUUGUCUGGAGAACACAAUGGAGCCCAUCUUUCCAAAUAAUCUCUGUAUUCCAGUGGCAUGCGCCAUUUUACAUAACGUGUGUCUGAGAUGGGCAUCGCCUAUGCCAGCUAACAACUUUAACAGACCGCCUGCUGAAAACGAUAAUGAUUUGCGUCAGCAUUUUCACCAGCAAUAUUUCGUUGAAGAAUGACGUAUCAUCCGAGUGGUCUGUCAAGUCGUUAAGUUGUUACAAGGUUAAGUGGAAGGCUUUCAAACAUGUACUGUAACGAUGUGAUAUAUGUAUUUGAUGGAUAUCAGGGAUAUCAUAUUGUGAGUUACAUUCAU
Procambarus clarkii (red swamp crayfish) is the source of this 1153-nucleotide messenger RNA. Its product is annotated as putative nuclease HARBI1. The record is from RefSeq and is a predicted model, not a curated record. NCBI's taxonomy places the organism in Eukaryota, Metazoa, Arthropoda, Malacostraca, Decapoda, Cambaridae.